This is a messenger RNA of Bicyclus anynana (squinting bush brown), 3005 nucleotides long. RefSeq names its product NF-X1-type zinc finger protein NFXL1. Gene Ontology annotation, molecular function: DNA-binding transcription factor activity, RNA polymerase II-specific; zinc ion binding; RNA polymerase II transcription regulatory region sequence-specific DNA binding. Gene Ontology annotation, biological process: regulation of DNA-templated transcription. Gene Ontology annotation, cellular component: nucleus. The transcript has a single exon. The record is from RefSeq and is a predicted model, not a curated record. Lineage: Eukaryota; Metazoa; Arthropoda; Insecta; Lepidoptera; Nymphalidae. Bases 193 to 2670 code for a protein of 825 amino acids.
UCAUGUCACUUGAAAUUGUCAUUUGUCUUGAAAUUUUCAUAAAGUUUUGGAUUUGGGCUGGUAUGUGUGUGAAGGAGAUGUAAUUUUGAUUAAAAAUCAUAUCGAUUUUAUUAAAAAUUUUAUAUUUAAUUGGAAAUUAACACCACGCUAAUCUCCAAUGUUUCACAAAGUUAACAAAAGCAACCUACAGCUAUGGCUCGAAGAUACCGCGAUGCCGCUGCCAAAUUACAGGAAAACGUGCAAAAACAUUUAAAAACUAUCAAGCAUGAGGUGUCUUCUUCGGAAGACGACGAACCUUUUGAACAGAAUGUCUUGGAUGGAGUGCUUCAGAGCUACUGUAGGGGUGGUGGAGACACCCAAAUGCUGGAAAGAACCAAGAAUCUCCUCGAAGAAGCUAUAAGUGGUAGGUCUAUAACUUGCUUAAUAUGUAUUGGUUCUAUAAAGCGAGCGGAUGCGAUAUGGACUUGUGAACACUGCUACUCUUAUUUUCAUCUAUCAUGUAUUCAAAAGUGGUCAAAUGACAGCAUUAGCUUACGAAACGAAGAACAUCAUGGCCCGAUUGCCGUGUUCCGACCUAUGAAAAUUGAAUGGUGUUGCCCAAAAUGCCGCCAUUCCUAUGGUAAAGAAGAAAUUCCCAGAAAAUACCGCUGUUUUUGCAACAAAACUGACGAUCCUGUCUAUCAUCCUUGGUUAGUUCCUCACACUUGCGGAGAAGUUUGUGGAAAAAGGUUGUCUUUGGGAGAAAAUUGUAAACACAAGUGCCUGCUACUGUGCCAUCCGGGUCCUUGUCCCCCGUGUCCACAGACAGUGAACAGAGCAUGCUAUUGUGGCAAAUCUAAUAAGAGAGUCAGGUGUAGCGCAGCUCACUGGUCCUGUCAACAACAAUGUAACAAGAUACUGCCCUGCAAGUCACACAACUGUGAAAUAGAAUGCCACGAUGGAAAUUGUCCACCCUGCAACUAUACAAGCUUGCAACCAUGUCAGUGUGGAGCUGAGAAAACAAAGCGCGCCUGCAAUGAUCUCAUAUGGCAGUGCGCAAAGCAAUGUAAUAAACCAUUUGCAUGUGGUUAUCACAAAUGUGAGAAAUUGUGUCACACUGGCACUUGUGGAACAUGCCCUCACUCUGGUAUUCGGUCUUGCCCAUGUGGCUCCAUUGAGCGCUUCAUACAGUGCCCUGAUGUUAUUGAAACAUGUGUCAGUACAUGUGGUAAGAAACAUGAAGAUUGUGAACAUAAUUGUCCAGCAAAAUGUCAUAAAGGACAGUGUCCUCCAUGCUAUGUUUUGAUAGAAAAAAAAUGUCAAUGUUUAACACACACUCGCUCACUUCCAUGCAGCAAAGAGUUCAGGUGUGAAACAAAAUGCAGAGGCACAAGACCAUGUGGAAAGCAUGGUUGUGGUCGCAAAUGUUGCAAUGGUAACUGUCCGCCUUGUGAAAAGAUUUGUGACAAACCUCUUCAAUGUGGUCGACACAAAUGCACCACAGUUUGCCAUCAUGGGCCUUGCUAUCCUUGCCCUUUGGAAUCUAAAGUAACUUGUAGAUGUAAAGAAACAUAUAUAACAGUCCCAUGUGGUAGAGAAAGACACACACGGCCACCUAAAUGCAGUCAUCCAUGUAAGAUAAAAUACAAAUGUGGACAUAUAAAUGAAAAUAAACAUACUUGUCACUUUGGUGACUGUCCACCAUGCAAGGCAAUUUGUAACAAAACACAUGAGUGUGGGCACAACUGUGUAGCCAUUUGUCAUGAAUAUGUGUCAGUAGUGUUCAAACAGGUGGAAAAACCGGCUACGCCAUGGGAAAUUCAGCCUUCCAAAACUAAGAUUGUCAAACAAGAUUGCCCACCCUGUGUCGCCCCUGUUUUGGUGACAUGUUUUGGAGAACAUGAGACAGAUUACCAGCCAUGUCAUAAAGCUACUCGUAGACCAUGUGGCCGAGAAUGUGGCAGACCACUUGCAUGUGGAAACCACUUAUGUGAACUUCUCUGUCAUUUGCAGGAAAAUAAUGUUUCUUAUCCAAAUGUGCCUUAUAUUUGCAAACCAUGCAAUAGAGAAUGUUCAAUAGUCCGUCCAGAGAAAUGCAUGCACAAAUGCGCUAAACGAGGCUGUCAUCCAGGACCAUGUCCACCGUGUGAUAUACUGGAAAGAAUUCCUUGCCAUUGCAAGGUGACAGAAAUGUAUUUUCGUUGCAGAGAGCUUGCAACUUCAACUGAAGAAAUGUUCAGUUGUAAACAGCAAUGUCCAAAGAAUUUAGACUGUGGUCAUCGCUGUAAGAAACUAUGUCACUCUGGACCAUGUAAAGACAACCAAAUAUGCCAUAAAAAGACAAAAAUUAACUGUCCCUGUGGUAAUUUGAAAAAAGAAGCACAAUGCACUGCUGUUAGGAACUCGGAAAUACAAAUUAAGUGUGAUGAAAGUUGUGAAGCUAAAAAAGCUGCUGCUAAAUUGGAAAGGGAAAAAGAAGAAAAAAGAUUAAAAGAAUUGGAAAUAGAGAAAAACCGCAGAGAAUUAGAGGAAUAUGAAUGGAAAUUGAGUGGCAAGAAAAAGAAAUAUAAAGAGAAGAAAAUAGUUCUUAACAAGGAUGACAGAAGUUGGCUACAAAGAUAUUGGGUUCCUAUUUUAUCUGUAGCUGUAGUGAUUGUAGCUGCUAUUUAUUAUAUAUUAAUAAUUAGUUAAUUAGUUUUAACACUUGACUUUAUAUAGACUGAUAUUUUAUAACAAAAGAAAUGUAGUGAAUGGAGUUGUUUGUUAAACCAUGAAACACAAAAGAUCUUUAAAGAGAUCUUUAUAGGUAUGCAGUUAACUUGUUAACAAAACUGUUUAAUUUUUAACAAUUCUCGUCAUGUCUGUAUAAUUUAUUAACACAGUGAGUGUGAUUUAAUUUUUCUGUGUAUUUAUAAUAAGCAGUUUUUAUUAGUAUAAGUAUGUUUUAGUGUCACCAAAUAAAGUCCCUGUUGAAUUCAAUGUGUACUUUGGUAUGAUAAUGGUAUAAUAAAGACCUUUAAUAUUUA